Molecule: messenger RNA, 708 nt
Organism: Volvox carteri f. nagariensis
Lineage: Eukaryota; Viridiplantae; Chlorophyta; Chlorophyceae; Chlamydomonadales; Volvocaceae
Exons: 5
Coding region: 1-708 (235 amino acids)
Source: RefSeq, a predicted model, not a curated record
AUGCAUAAGAAGUGCCUUGGUUCAAUGAAGCAACCAGACCUGCUUGCUGAGCUGCUGCGUGCUACUGUGCUGACUGAUGAAGACGCGGCGCACUUCUGGGCGAUGGGGAUCGGUCUGCGUUUACAUGGUCCGCAUGGUGCCGCAGCCAUCUGUGCGGCCCAUCCACUUCAAGGCUGGGUGUGCGACGGCGGUACAGCCGACACGACAUCCUUGCUAAACGAUUCACAAGCAAACCGCGAUCGUGCAGAACAUGUAGACCCGUCCUGCGGCACCGGUAAGCGCCUGCCAAUGUGGGCACGUGAUUCACUGAGUGUGGCAGCACCCACGGAUAUCCGCGCCUUACGGGCGCUCAUGAAAAGCGCUUCACCAAACGGCGGUGGGCGAAAUAGAGCCGGAUCAGGGACCGCCGUCUCAAAAGCCUUAAUUUUCAAGCAAAAACUCCUCCUAUCCAGCUACAGCCUCCAUGACGAGGCAGCCCUCUUCAGAUCUUACACCAACGCCGAAUUCAAUGCAGAACUGGAACGUGGGAGGCAGCACCAUGCCGUGUUCGAGUCAAACUACGGUUCCAAGCCCGCCACUACAGUCCCCUACAACAUAACCAAGCGCAUUCACGAUGGUGACAUGCCGGACUUCAACACUGCCAUGUACGCCGACAUCAUGAAGCUGUGGAUCACUGCGAGCCAAUACAGCCAUACAGCUCAUAUAUGA